UCAACUGACGUCAACUGGUUGGGAUUCAACCCUCCGCCAGAGCCCGGCCAUGGAUUUCGGUGAGGUUGCUCUGCUGGCGGUGAGCAGCUGUUCACUCUUGGUGCAUCUCUUGCUGGGCGUUUGGAGAAGCCACGGCGUCACCAGGCCUUGGAGAUGGCUCAAGGACUGGUGUUCGGUCUUUCUUUGGGGCAUCCAAUGGGAAGAAGGCGUCGACAAGGUGGUGGCGGAGAAGUUGACGAACACUCAGAGACGCCUAGGGACCUUGAUGAGCAGCGCCACGUUGAAUUUGUACAGCGUCUCUGUGUUGGUCUCCUUAUUCCUGGGACGUCCGACCUUUGCCUUGAGCCAAGAGGACGAGAAUCUCCUGAUGCUUCCGCGGCUACUGCUGGCGGUGUGUCACUUUCACCCUUUGUCCGUCCUCGCCUGGAAUUUGAUCAUCUCUCUGUCCAUCAUCUUUUCGACGGCCUCGGGUGAAAUGGACAUCAUGCAGGGCGAUUGGGCCUCUCUUGUGAGAAAUGAGCUCAUGUCCACCUUUGCCUUUUUCCUGGUGUCCUUCUGCUGCUGGAUUUGGAUGUUGGAAUGUUCCCGUCGUGACGUGGCCACCUCCAUGCUGCAAGUGGAGCGCAGCGCCUCGCGCUCGCUGCUGGGUGCCG
Molecule: messenger RNA, 653 nt
Organism: Cladocopium goreaui
Lineage: Eukaryota; Dinophyceae; Suessiales; Symbiodiniaceae
Source: the annotation of a GenBank genome assembly